Effrenium voratum is the source of this 6131-nucleotide messenger RNA. Lineage: Eukaryota; Dinophyceae; Suessiales; Symbiodiniaceae. The record is from the annotation of a GenBank genome assembly.
CACCGCCCAAGCAUCUUAGAAUCUUAGAAGUUGCAUCGGCGCGGCUCAGCUAUGAGCGAUGCCUUUGAGAGUCUGGCAGCCACACAGCUGUACUUGGACGACGUGGAUGACAGGUCCACGCUGGCUUUUGCCACCAUUUCUUACGCGGAGGAGGAUUUCCCAGCGACCCAGCCCUACUUCGAGGGCGCCCCUCCCGGAGAUGAUCCGCUGGAAAAUCUGAGGACCGACGGUUGGGAAGUGAAAGGGGACGAUCGUCAGAGAGGCGUUGAGCUCUGUGAGGCUAUGAAUCGCUUUGAGUUCAAAGGGCGGAGCAGUGGACGCGCAACGCUCACGGAGGUUCUGCGCAAUGAAAGCGCACAGAGUCAGCAGAAGGGUAGAAGUGGCAACGAUCAAAGCAGUCAUGGUGAGAGUGAUUUCAAGGAUGAGGGCCAAGCAACCCAAAUCUAUCAUGACCCAGAAAUAGAUCCACCGGCGACAGAGGCAUUCUCUGAUGCUGCUAGAGGAGAUUGUGCAGCUAACUCAGGUGUUGUCCAGUGUGGCGCACGCUCAGCAGUGAGUCGGCCAGAGGUACCCAAGUUUGCCGACACAGAGCAGUCUUCUGCACCAAAGCCAGAUUCGGCAGACGCCCCAUCGGCUGCAGUCAAGCCAGUUGAGCUACAGGAACAAGAGGUCUGCUCGCGCGAGCCUGUGAGCGAUCAUGCUGAUGAUGGGCAGGACACGUUGGCCUACAAUGAAGAUGAGGCCGCGAGUGCGCCCUCAUGCCACAGCAAGGUGGAUGCUGCAGAGCACAAGCUCGAUGCAGCUGGGUGCGCAUACAAUUUGAUGUUAUGCAACAGUGAGGGCGGCACAGAGGGUGGCUUUUUGGAUGAGGGGCAGGAGACCCAAGUUUAUCAUGACCCAGAAAUAGAUCCACCGGCAACAGAGGCAUUCUCUGAUGCGGCUAGAGGAGAUGGUGCAGGCAAUUCAGAUGGUGUCCAGUGUGGCGCAAGCUCAGCAGUGAGUCGGCCAGAGGUACCCAAGUUUGCUGACACAGAGCAGCCGUCUGCACCAAUUCCGGGUUCGGCAGACGCGCCAUCCGCUGCAGUCAAGCCAGUUGAGCUACAGGAACAAGAGGUCUGCUCACGCGAGCCUGUGAGCGAUCAUGCUGAUGAUGGGCAGGACACGUUGGCCUACAAUGAAGAUGAGGCCGCGAGUGCGCCCACAUGCCACAGCAAGGUGGAUGCUGCAGAGAACAAGCUCAAUGCAACUGGGUGCGCAUACAAUUUGAUGUUAUGCAACAGUGAGGGCGGCACAGAGGGUGGCUUUUUGGAUGAGGGGCAGGAGACCCAAGUUUAUCAUGACCCAGAAAUAGAUCCACCGGCGACAGAGGCAUUAUCUGAUGCGGCUAGAGGAGAUUGUGCAGGCAAUUCAGAUGGUGUCCAGUGUGGCACAAGCUCAGCAGUGAGUCGGCCAGAGGUACCCAAGUUUGCUGACACAGAGCAGCCGUCUGCACCAAUUCCGGGUUUGGCAGACGCGCCAUCCGCUGCAGUCAAGCCAGUUGAGCUACAGGAACAAGAGGUCUGCUCACGCGAGCCUGUGAGCGAUCAUGCUGAUGCUGGGCAGGACACGUUGGCCUACAAUGAAGAUGAGGCCCCGAGUGCGCCCACAUGCCACAGCAAGGUGGAUGCUGCAGAGCACAAGCUCGGUGCAACUGGGUGCGCAUACAAUGUGAUGUUAUGCAGCAGUGAGGGCGGCACAGAGGGUGGCUUUUUGGAUGAGGGACAGGCGACCCAAGUUUAUCAUGACCCAGACUUAGAUCCUCCGACCACAGAGGCAUGUUGUGAUGCGGCUAGAGGAGAUUGUGCAGCUAACUCAGAUGUUGUCCAGUGUGGCACAAGCUCAGCAGUGAGUCGCCCAGAGGUACCCAAGUUUGCCGACACAGAGCAGUCUUCUGCACCAAAGCCGGGUCCGGCAGACGCUCCAUCGGCUGCAGUCGAGCCAGCUGAUCCGAGCGAUCCCAAGCAGGCCAAGCAGGCAAGGAGCUCGGCCUCACCGAAAAAGACUCGAACUUCGCGGAAGUCGGUGCGGCAAGUGUCAGUCAUGACGCAGACAUGCGCGGAGGAUGUGGCUUUGGUCAAGGCUGAGCCUAUCUCUCCCCGAAUGAAGCGGCCGCGGCUGAGCCUGCUACUGCCCAAGAGGCCGAAGGCGGCGAACCCAGACAGGGCGGUGGAUGCGCCAGGGAGCUACGCCGCCUCUACGGAGGCCUUGUGGAACGGCAAGACUCCCCGCAAGGCGGCGCACCUGUCGCUGCGGGAGCUGCUGGCGGCGAAGCGCGAGGAGGCAGAUGAGCCGCUGCUGCGCAGCGGAAGCUUCGGCAGGUGGGGUGGCGGUCGGCGAGAGAGCGGCGGGCAGCUGGCGCCCGUCAAGGAGGAGCCGCGCUCGGGUCCUGGCGCCGGCAGCCGCCGAAGCCGAUCCCCUCUGACGCCGGAGGCGCCCUAUCCGGCGAAGACGGAGACCCACAGCGCGGGCGGUGCUUCGGGCCAGCUCGGUCAGGAUCCGGUCGUUCGCUGCCUCAACUUCGAUGAUUCGCAGCCGGCCUGGCUGCGACAGGUGCAGGCGCUGCAUGGUUCGAAGAGUGCAGCAGGCCAGCAGGGCCGCCCGAGCUUCGGCGAGCUGCCCACGCCCUGCCGGGACCGACGGCAAAGCCUGUCACCAGGCAAAGCCGCGGGCACCCCGCCCACGGAGCCGGAGUCCCCCACCGAGCCUGGGUCUCCGGAGGCACCUACGAACAUCUCCCAGCCAGCCAGGGAGGCGGUUGAUCACGAACGCCCGGAGGACUCGCCAGACGAAGACGAGGAUGAAGAGUCAGAAGAGCACGGCCAGCCGGAGCGCGAAGUGUCAGGGCGGACGCAUGAGAAUCAGGCAGAGGCAACCUUUGCCAAGACCUCAGCUCGAGCAGAGGUGGAUGCCAGCGGUCACCUGUGUGCACAUUUGCUGGGCCCUGAUACGGAGUCCGAUGAGGAGUUGGAUCAAAAUGCUGCCGCAUGCAGGAACAUCUCCCCGGCCCCAGCCACGGUCGCUGCAAAUGCAGAGGAUGCAGAAGAUGCGGAAGACGAAGAUACAGAAGAUGCGGAAGACGCAGAGAAUGCCGAGGAUGGGGAGCCUGCAGAAAAUGAGAGGCCUACCGAUGCAGCGGUUCAGGCGGAGGAAGAAGAGGAAGAAGCUGCAGAAGAUGCCGAAGACGCAGAAGAUUCAGAGGAUGGGGAGCCUGCGGCAAAUCGGAAGCCGGCAGAGGAUGCAGCGGUUCAGGCGAGGGAAGAAGAGACAGAAGAAGCCGCAGUCGGGAAAGCGGACAUGGCGUCAGAUUUGGCAGCUGAUGCCAAUCCAUCGGAAAACAUGGACAAGGCGGCUGAUUUCAAUGACACCGAGACGGAUGAGGAGCUUUAUGCUUCUAAAAGUGCGGCAGCUGUGAACAUCUCUCCCCCAGUCAUUGCCACGGCGGAGGAUGCUAGCGCGGAGGAUGCCAGCCCAGCAGAGGAUGCGGACCGGGCCGAGACUGAAGAUGUUGAGCGCCCUGAGAAAUUUGAUGCCCAGAUUGCUGAGAAGCUUGCAGAGGCUGAGGACCCUGAAGAGGCUGAGGAGGCUGAGGAGGCUGAGGAGGCUGAGGAGGCUGAGGAGGCUGAGGAGGCUGAGGAGGCUGAGGAGGCUGAGGAGGCUGAGGAGGCUGAGGAGGCUGAGGAGGCUGAGGCCGAGAAUGUGGCUGAGGCCAAGGAUGCUGAGGAGGCUGCGGACGCUGAGGCCGAGAAUGUUACAGAGGCUGAGGCCAAGGAUGCUGAGGAGGCUGAGGAGGCUGAGGAGGUUGAGGAGGCUGAGGCCGAGAAUGUGGCUGAGGCCAAGGAUGCUGAGGAGGCUGCGGACGCUGAGGCCGAGAAUGUUACAGAGGCUGAGGCCAAGGAUGCUGAGGAGGCUGAGGCCGACAAUAUGGCUGCGGACGCUGAGGCCGAGAAUGUUACAGAGGCUGAGGCCAAGGAUGCUGAGGAUGCUGAGGAGGCUGAGGCCGACAAUGUUGCAGAGGCUGAGGCCAAGGAUGCUGAGGAGGAGGCUACCGAUGCUGAGGAGGCCGAGGCCAAGGAUGCUGCGGAGGCUGAAGAUGCUCCCGUGCUUGAGGCUGCCGCAGAGGACGGGGACAAGCAGGGCCUGUCGUUGUCAAAGCAGCCUGCUGGGGUGAGACAACAGGCGGAGCGCGCCAAUGCAGAGAGUGAGCAGGCCCAGCCGGUCUCGAAGGAAGCGCGAGAGGCCGCUGUGGAUCCCAGAAGCGUCGAGCAUUUGCUGAGCCCCGACACGGAGUCCGAGGAAGAGGCUCAGGAUGCCGCCUCAAAGGCCCGCGCCAUCCCGGAGGAUGCGGGCUGGGAGACCAUGGAACCCGCGAGCCUCAGGAACCCUGGCGAAGAUACCGAGGAGGCCGACGACUCCCCCUGGGAAUUGCUGCCCGCACCUGGGAAGCGCGUCGCGGAGCAAGAAGAGGUUCGACCCAAAAAGGCAGCAAAGCAAGCCUUGGCCAAGACGACGCAGGAAGAGCAAGAGGCUGCGGAUGCCAUGGCUCCUGACGCGCACGGCGACUCAGCGAGUCCCGCAGAGUCUGAAGAGGCGUCGCAGCUGGAGCCACUGGCUGCGCCGGUGGCGCUGAGUGACGAGGUGCCCAAACUGGAGGUGGCUGAGCCGAGCUUUGCCCAGACCACAGAGGAAGCACAAGCAGAGGCAGCGCCAGCCUUUGCAAAGACAACGCAGGAGGCACUGGCAGAGGCAGCGGCGCAAGCGGAAGCGGCGGAAGCGGAAGCGGCGGAAGCGGAAGCGGCGGAAGCGGAAGCGGCAGCAGUGCCUCAGGCCGAGCUGGCCGUGUGCGAGAGCUGCCCAAAGCCUCAGGUGAAGCGCACAGCUGCGAAGAGCCGCGCCAGGAACAGUUCAACUGCGACCUGGCAGAGGCCCUUGCCCGCUGACCUGGGGGGGCCGCCGGGUCUCGAUCCGGUUCCGGAGGCUCCCAAGCCGAAGGCCAAGGCAAAGGCGAAGGCUAGGUCGUCUGCGAAAGCGGAGGCCAAGGCUAGGCCGACUGCGAAAGCAGAGGCCAAGGCGAGCGCAGGGAAGAGGAAGCGUGAGGCAAGCAACGCUGACGAGAGGGCGGCGCCGCCGCGCGCGGCGCUCGCGGACGACGACUCGGUGGAGCCGGUGAAGAAGCGGCGCGCCACGGCGCCGGCCAAGUUGACUGCAGCCAAAAGCUCAGAGGCAAAGGCAAAAGCCAAGCCCAAGGCGGCACCGAAAGCGUCGAAACAAGCAAAGGUGGAGAAACCCAAGGCACCGCCAAAAGCUCGAAAGACUGGCGCAAAGGAGUCCAAGAUCAAGCUCACGUCCGAUGCCUUCGCCUCGCCGGCGGAGGCGGCGGUGGCCUCCGCCGUGGGACGCCCCGUCUUCGCGACUACUGGGCUGGAGCUCAGCAGCAGGCAGAAACGGCUGCUGCUGGACCUGCACGGGGUGUUGGUGGCGGACUGGGUGCCGCAGAUCUCGCAUGUGAUCGCUGAUACCUUCCGUCGCACAACCAAGAUGAUGUGUGCCAUCUGCAAAGGGGCGCAGAUUGUCACGCCCGCAUAUGUGAAGGCCAGCCGAGAGGCCGGACGCCUGGUAGAUGAAACGCCCUUCUUGCUGAAGGACGAGCUCUGCGAGGCCGCCUUCGCGCGGAAGCGGGGCCUCGGCGGCUACUCCCUGGCUGGAGCCCUGCAACUUGCCCGGAAAAAGGGACCUCUUCUGCGCGGAAUGUCCGUCUACUGCUUCCCUUCGGUGGGGGAGAAGCGUGAGCUCCCUCUGCUGGUCAGCGCCGCCGGAGGCACCUGGCUGAAGCGCUUUCCACUUCAGCCCAGCGACCCUUCAGUCCUUCUGCUGGCAGAACGGUCUGUGAGCAGUGAGCGGGAGCUGAAACGCCGCAAGCUCUUUGAGGUCUACGACGUGGAGCUCUUGCGCGAGGCUGCCUGCACCCAAGAGCUUCGGCGAGCCGCCUAUCGCUUGUAGGAAUCUGCACUGAGAUGGGGGGCUUCCGACGCUGCUCAUGAUCUAAAUGCGCCAGAGCAUGACAUGGUAAGUGUUUAAGACGUUGUUGAUUUGGG